CCCUCCCUCGAGGGUCAGCUUCAUCCAAGUGCCUCAGCGACUCGGUACGAUGUCUCCUGAUCGGCUGCUUCCUGAUCAGGAGACGGCGUACCUGAUCCCAGAGGUAAUGGGAUGAAACGACCCGAGACUGCAAUACUCUACACAGAGACGCCCCACCGAUCGCUCUCUCACUCACUCACUCACUCCCCUGUAACCAGCCACGCAUCCUCAUACAUACGAAGAGCCAUCCCUGUUCUCCCUCCCCCUUUAUCGGCCAUGCGGCUGCGACACCUUCCUGUUGGUGCCCUGCCCGUACGGCACCCCCUGGCCGCCAGGAGGCCCCGGCUGCUGCUGCAGGUGCGCAUACCCGCCGCUGACAUGGGGCGGCGCGAUCUGGAAGGGAUGUGGCGACGCCAUGCCAGUGGCCAGCGGGGGGCGAAACUGGGCGUAGGCAGGGGGCGAGUACGAGUAGAAGGCCGGGCGAGCGAUGCCCCCACUGGUGGGCGACCGCGGCAUGGCUGGUGGUGGUGGCCCGGCUGGGAAGUGCGGGACGAAUGGGUGCGGAGGGGGGCUGUAGGUGAUGCUGCCCUCGUGCGGGAUGGCCUCAUGUCCACCAACACCACCAGCAGACGACGGCACAUGCUGCGAUGUGCCAGCGGACGUCACCCCACCUGCAGCAACAUAGGCGUGCACCACAGGCGCAGGGGCGCCCUCACCAACCGAGUACGACAGCGACGGCAUGAGCGGGGCCGCUGCCUUCGCUGGCGGCUCCGUCACGCCACUCCCCUUCUCGACAGCCUCCUGGGGCACCUCGUCCCCCUCUCCCGUCAUCUUGCGGCUCUCCUCACUGGCCUCGUGGUCGACAGAGGGAGGUGAAGGCGACCCAGGUCCACUGCCUGCACGCGGCUGCCCACCGGUCCUCUUGCCCUCUGCCGUCGCCUUCCCUUUUGGCUUGGCCUUGCCGGCAGCCGCACUUGACGGACGGGGGGGCUGCUUGGCGGCCGUCGCGCUGGCCGGCUUGGUCUUGGGCGGCGGCGGCGGCGUCGACUUGGCCGUAUGUUUGGCUGCAGGCUUGGCCUUUGCUGGGGGAGGCUUCGGGUGCGCAUCAGAGCCUGAAACAAAAUGAUAAAUCAGACGACAGAAAUGAGAGCCCAGAUGCUACUCAGAUGUGUUGGUGUUUGCGCACCAGCAAUGCCAUCUGUGGUCUCGCUCUGCGCCUCCUCGGGCGAUUCCGCCGGGUCCCGCCCUGCCCCCGCCUCGUGCAGCAUUGCUGCCGCUGCUGCCGCGACAGUCACGCCCUCACCGUCACCACCACCACCAGCAGGCGCCGUGCCCGCCUCGUCCUCCCCACCCGUGGAUUGCUGCUGUGGCGCCAGCGUUGGCGGCAGGUGCAGGCGGGGCACUGCGCGGCUGGAGCCAGCCGCGGCCUUGGGCACCAUCAAAUGAAGCUGCAAACAGUGAAGGCGAUAUGAGAUUAUCACAGGCCUGUCAGAGUGUGGUUGGUGUGUGCGCGUGUAUACCGUGGCUGGUCCCGGGGGCGAUUGAGCGUCACUAUCGAAGGGUGCCGCCUCGGAGAAUGGCGAGGCCGAUGGGAGAGGGGAGGCCGCCGCUGUAGAGGGACUCACUGGCUCCCUCUCCUCUGACAUAUCCAACAGGUAAAAAGAUGUGAUCGGCGAGCAGAUGCCAGCCGUAAUUAAGCGUCGCUGACCAGCAGGGUGCAGCCUCAUGUACUCGUUGAGUCGUGUGGUGGCCUCGUCGCGGUCGAGCUGGGCCUGGUGGAACGCACUGGUCGCCUUCAACAGCUUCUCCUCGAGCAACUUGUGCUGCACACAGACCACACCCCGUGGGUGUAGAUGUUGGCCGCGGUGGGUGUAGAUGGCUUACUUGUUUCUCCAUUUCUUGGAUCCGCUCCAUCUGCUGGACUCGGAUGGCGUCGAGCCGGAUGGCCUCCUGCUCGUAGUGCCGGGCCUUGCCCAACAUGUCAUCGGCGUGUUGACAACCAAACACUGCAACCACACACACGAGCACACAGAGCACUCAUUCAUUCCCUCUCCUCUCGAGCUGUGUGCUGUGCUUACAGUUGUUAGGAAAGAUGCCUAUGAUGACCUCCCCCUCCUCGAUGCGGUCAGUGGACGCACAUGACGGGGCAGGCUCCUGCCCGUCGUCCUUGGGGUGCACUUUGGUGCAGCGAUAAAGAGCGAUUUUGUCGGCAGGGAUGAGGGUGCCCAGGUUUGCCGUCACGCCCAUGGCCUCGCUGAAGUGCUCCACCUGAACAACAGGCCCAAGGAGCGCAUCAACGCGUUUCCGUGCCUUUUUCGACGACUUGCUGUCGUCUAUGUGGCUGCCCCUCUGCUCACUGCUUGUUCGACGGUGCAUGACUGCAGCUUGAGGUCGGUGGCAUGCAGCCCAGCAUACAGCUUGAUCGGCAUCGCGCUCCUCUGUGACGGGGUCACCCGCACCGAUUCGCACUGAUGCCUUACGCGCCUUGAAUGGAUGGGAUUGAUGGACAGCUGAUGGACCAACUCACA
Messenger RNA from Vitrella brassicaformis, 2507 nucleotides. The record is from the annotation of a GenBank genome assembly. NCBI's taxonomy places the organism in Eukaryota, Vitrellaceae.